AUGUUUGCUAACAAAAAGCUCUUCACCACCACCCUCCUCGGGGUCCUGGUCACACUCUCCAUCAUCGCUCUUGUUCUCAGCCUGGUGAAGAUUGAAGAUGUUGCCCUGCCACCCACGGUCAAGUACGGGAUGGUGUUCGAUGCAGGCUCAUCCCACACCUCUCUGUUUGUCUAUGAGUGGGACUCAGACAAGGAGAACGACACCGGUGUGGUCAGCCAGACCUUGUCCUGCGAUGUCCAGGGGCCAGGCAUAUCAAGCUACGCCAACAAUCCCCCAAAAGCCGGUGAUUCCCUAAGGGAGUGCCUGGAUAAAGCCCUGAAGGUCGUUCCUGCUGAGAAGCAGAGGGAUGUCCCAGCUUACCUUGGAGCAACGGCAGGCAUGAGGCUACUGAGGCUACAGAACAGCUCAGCCGCAGACCAAAUCCUGGCCGAAAUCGCUAAAACCAUGCAAGAGUACCCUGUGGCUUUCCGUGGGGCUCGGAUCAUUACAGGAGAAGAGGAGGGAGCUUAUGGCUGGAUCACCAUCAACUACCUGCUGGAGUCCUUCACCAAGUACUCCCCCAAAGCACACACGUGGGUCCGUCCAGAGGCAGCCAACAUGUUGGGGGCACUGGAUCUUGGAGGAGCAUCAACUCAGAUCAGCUUUAUCCCCAAAGGUUCAGCUAUAAACUGGAAUGAAACCUCCAGGUUCAUGCUGUAUGGGUAUAACUACAACAUCUACACACACAGCUACCUCUGCUACGGGCAGAAUGAGAUGCUGAAGCGCCUGGCAAAGGAGCUAAUUCUGGAGUCGUCCUCCAGCACACGAGUCGAACACCCGUGCUACCCCAAAGACUACAAUGAAACCAUCUCGCUGUCUUCCUUCCACACCAGCCCCUGCACCAAUGCGAGUGACCCACGCCUGUCCCUCAGUGACAGAAAUAUGACCCUGGAGGGCAGGGGCAAUGCCAGCGGGUGCCUGGUUGCCAUCAGGAAGCUCUUCAACUUCUCGGCAUGUGGCCAGAGCCAGGACUGCACCUUUGAUGGCGUCUACCAGCCCCCCAUCAGCGGGCAGUUCUUUGCCUUUUCUGCUUUUUACUAUAACUUCAAGUUUCUCAACCUGACCGAAGGGCAGCCACUGGCCACCGUCAGGGAGAUCAUCGAGCGUUUCUGCGCAAGGAGCUGGGAGGACCUUUCUUCCAGCUACCCUGAAGAGAACCCUGAGAGGCUGCCCAAAUACUGCGCCAACGCCAACUACAUCCUCACACUCCUCCUCGACGCCUACAAGUUCAACGAGAGCAGCUGGAACAACAUCUUCUUCCAGAUGAAGGCGGGGAGCGCCGACGUGGGCUGGACACUGGGCUACAUGCUGAACCUCACCAACAUGAUCCCGGCGGAGGCUCCGGGGCGGCUGAAGGGGCACACUCCCUCCCUGUGGGCUGCGGCCGUCGCCUUUGUCGCCCUCAUACUGGCCUUGGGGCUCAUUGCCCUGCUCCUGCUCUUGCGCGUGUAG
Cygnus atratus (black swan) is the source of this 1491-nucleotide messenger RNA. RefSeq names its product ectonucleoside triphosphate diphosphohydrolase 8-like. NCBI's taxonomy places the organism in Eukaryota, Metazoa, Chordata, Aves, Anseriformes, Anatidae. Gene Ontology annotation, molecular function: UDP phosphatase activity; GDP phosphatase activity. Gene Ontology annotation, cellular component: plasma membrane. The transcript is spliced from 9 exons. The record is from RefSeq and is a predicted model, not a curated record. The coding region runs from base 1 to 1491 and encodes 496 amino acids. Gene Ontology annotation, biological process: nucleoside diphosphate catabolic process.